This is a messenger RNA of Orbilia oligospora ATCC 24927, 870 nucleotides long. RefSeq lists its product as uncharacterized. The transcript has a single exon. Gene Ontology annotation, molecular function: protein binding. The record is from RefSeq and is a predicted model, not a curated record. NCBI's taxonomy places the organism in Eukaryota, Fungi, Ascomycota, Orbiliomycetes, Orbiliales, Orbiliaceae. The coding region runs from base 1 to 870 and encodes 289 amino acids.
AUGGAGCCACUUGGAAAUGACGUAACUUCCACUUUCAACGCACUCACACUUGAGGAAACAACUGGACCAGAGAACGAGCCCGAACGAAACCAGGGUGGCGAUGAAGUCAAAGCAGCCCCUGUAGCACUCAAACCAGUCUUUCCUACUGAGCUGGAAGUUGAAAUCAUCUCACGUAUUCCUUUAAAGUAUUGGGGUACUGUGCGAAGGGUUUGCAAACGAUGGCACGCCAUCACCCUUCUUCCAGAUUUCCUCUACUUACCAAUUACAACGCUCCCCCUAAGGGUUCCCGAACUUCAUCCUGACUUUAAGCCCUUUAAUUUCAAGAUACACAGGGCCAUUUAUGAAGUUGCGGACUACUUGGGUGAACAGAUCGCCCUCUCUGGGUUCAGAAAGCCAGACCCUCGCGUUUGCCAACGACUCUUACCAUACCUUGAUCAUCAACUAACAAAACCACCUCUGCCACAUACUCUACAAGACGUGCAAUUCAACAUUCUAAUGCCUCCAAGAGAAGAGCGUACUGUCAGACCAAAACAUGCCUUCAAAGUGAUGCCUGUUCCCUGCGGAACUUUCAGGAAGCUCAUCGUGGUACCUCAUCCCACAAACCCGAAGGUCGUCGAGUUUAAGAGCUUGAACCGCGAUCAAAAACCAACCGGGAUUACUGUUGGGGAGUUUUUUGAUACUGUGGCAGAGAGAUCAAGGGUCAGACCAGGAGAUACGUAUGAGAAGAUGAUUUUGAACUGGCGAGUUAGGAAUCCCGAAAAGGAUUGGUGGUGGAAGGAAUGGGGCAUCCCUCGUGGCUUUUACAAAAUGGAUAUAGUUGUUUGGAACGAGGGAGUUGAGCAACAGGAUGUUUCGGUUACAUUUUGGUAG